AUGGCAGGGAUCAGAGUCACGGAGGUGGACUGGCAGUGGCCAAGGAAUGGUGCGGCCCACCACACCCAGGAGUACCCCGGCCCUGAGCUGGUGGUUCGCAGGGGCCAGAUGUUCACCCUCGUGCUGGAGCUGAACCGUCCCCUGGACAGCAAGGACACCCUCAUCUUCACAGUGGAGACAGGGCCCCAAGCUUCUGAGGCUCUCGGCACCAAAGCCAUGUUCACGACAUCGGAGCUGGAGGUGGGAGACGCCUGGACGGCAGCGAGGGCAGCUCAGAAGGGGAACACGGUGACCAUCCACAUCACUAGCCCUCCCGACGCCGUCAUCGGCCGCUACGGUCUGAGCGCCAGGCUCUCCUCCCGCCGCAGACACAGCGACCGGAAGCUGGGCGAGUUUGUUCUCCUCUUCAACCCUUGGUGCCCAGAGGAUGACGUGUUUCUGGCUUCGGAGGAGGAGAGACAGGAGUACGUGCUCAACGACAGCGGGAUCAUCUUCCGAGGCGUGGAGAAGCGCAUCCGAGCCCAAGGCUGGAACUUCGGGCAGUUUGAGGAGGACAUCCUGAACAUCUGCCUCUCCAUCCUGGACCGGAGCCCCAGUCACCAGAACGACCCGGCCACAGACACGUCCCACCGCCACGACCCCGUCUACGUCACCAGGAUCAUCAGCGCCAUGGUGAACAGCAACAAUGACCGGGGCGUGGUCCAAGGCCAAUGGCAGGGCAAGUACGGCGGUGGCACCAGCCCCCUGCACUGGCGCGGCAGCGUGGCCAUCCUGCACAAGUGGUUCAAGGGCAGGUUCAAGCCGGUGAAGUACGGCCAGUGUUGGGUCUUCGCUGGAGUCAUGUGCACAGUCCUUAGGUGCCUGGGGAUCGCGACACGGAUUGUGUCCAACUUUAACUCGGCCCAUGACACAGACAGGAGCCUGAGUGUGGACAAAUACGUUGACUCCUUUGGGCGGACCCUGGAGGACCUGACGGAAGACAGCAUGUGGAAUUUCCAUGUCUGGAAUGAGAGCUGGUUUGCCCGGCAGGACCUGGGCCCCUCUUACAAUGGCUGGCAGGUUCUGGAUGCCACCCCCCAGGAGGAGAGCGAAGGCGUGUUCCGGUGCGGCCCGGCCUCGGUCACCGCCAUCCGUGAGGGCGACGUGCACCUGGCCCACGACGGCCCCUUUGUGUUUGCGGAGGUGAACGCAGACUACAUCACGUGGCUCUGGAACGAGGAUGACAGCAGGGAGCGUGUGUAUUCGGACACCAAGAAGAUCGGGAGGUGCAUCAGCACCAAGGCUGUGGGCAGCGACUCCCGCGUGGACAUCACGGGCCUCUACAAGUAUCCAGAGGGGUCCCGGAAGGAGAGGCAGGUGUACAGCAAGGCCGUGAGGAAGCUGUUCGGAGUGGAAGCCUCUGGAAGGAGGGCCCGGGUCCGCAGGGGCGGCGGCCGCGGUCUCUGGCGCGAAGACCUCCUGGAGCCCGCCACCAAGCCCAGCAUCACGGGCAAGUUCAAGGUGCUGGAGCCGCCCAUGCUGGGCCACGACCUGAAGCUGGCCCUGAGCCUGACCAACCUCACCUCCCGGGCCCAGCGGGUCCGAGUCAACCUGAGCUGUGCCACCAUCCUCUACACCCGCAGGCCGGUGGCCGAGAUCCUGCGGGAGUCCCACCCCGUGCGGCUGGGGCCCGAGGAAGAGAAAAAGAUCCCAAUCACAAUAUCUUACUCUCAAUAUAAGGAAGACCUGACAGAGGACAAAAAGAUCCUGUUGGCUGCCAUGUGCCUUGUCACCAAAGGAGAGAAGCUCCUGGUAGAAAAGGACAUUACUUUGGAGGACUUCAUCACCAUCAAGGUGCUGGGCCCGGCCAUGGUAGGGGUAGCAGUUGUCGUGGAAGUGCUGGUGGUCAACCCCCUCUUGGAAAAAGUAGAAGACGGUAUGCUGAUGGUAGAGGGCAGUGGCCUUCUCCAGGGACAGCUCACCAUUGAUGUACCCAGCCUGGAGCCCCAGGAGAGGGCGUUGGUCCAGUUCCACAUCACCCCCUCCAAGAGUGGCCUAAGGCAGCUGCAGGUGGACUUUGUCAGCCCCCAGUUCUCAGACAUCAAGGGCUUUGUGAUCAUCAACGUGGCCACAGCCAAGUGA
Messenger RNA from Pipistrellus nathusii (Nathusius's pipistrelle), 2121 nucleotides. The record is from the annotation of a GenBank genome assembly. Lineage: Eukaryota; Metazoa; Chordata; Mammalia; Chiroptera; Vespertilionidae.